AUGCGUCUUCGAUUUGGAAUCCAGGACAGCAUUGUCCUACCCGUGCUGACCUGGCUGUUUAUGGUGAUGCAGUGCAAUCUGUGCUCAGCAAUAGGUUUACAGACUAAUGGAAACCAACCCAACUCCCCACGCGAACGUAUCAGACUUCAUACGGGCUGGAAAUUCUGGCGUUCUGAAUCCAGGCCAGACAAUUUGGUGUACGAGCCUCGACCAUAUGCAAACGAGUCGGGGCUCUUCAUCUUGAAGCCUUGGAUUCUUCCAACGGCAAACGAGUUUAUCGAGAACGCUGAAGAUAGGCACGAAGUGCCGACCGAGGACCCUGAUAUAGAUAUCCCCUAUGUCGAAGAUUCAUUCGAUGACAGUGACUGGGAGGAUGUGGAAGUUCCUCAUGACUGGGCUAUCAAAGGACCAUUCUACACAAACGGUGACGAGUCUCCAAUUACUGGCCAAAUGGGCUCGCUACCGCUCCAUGGCGUGGGCUGGUACCGAAGAAAGCUAUCGUUCUCACCCGCCGAUGUCGGUAAAUCCAUUUAUCUUGAAAUCGAUGGGGCAAUGUCAUACUCCGCGGUGUGGAUCAAUGGCAAGGUUAUCGGCGGUUGGCCCUACGGAUACAACUCAUAUCAUCUCGACGUAACCUCGCAUUUGAAGGAGGGCGAUAAUCAGUUAGCCAUUCGAAUUGAUAAUCCUCCGGACUCUGGGAGAUGGUACACAGGCGCCGGGCUUUACAGAAACGUGUGGCUUACCAAGGUUAAGCCAGUCCAUGUGGCCCGUUGGGGCACGUAUAUCACUUCGGAGGUUGCUGGAGAUUCAGCAUCAAUCAAAUUCGUCGUCAACUUAGAGAACAAUGCAGAGAAACAAACCAAUGUUACUGUUCAAACGGAGAUCUUUGAAAUAGAUUCUACAAACGGUAGCCCCGCACAACGAGUGGCUGGUUUUCCAUCCUCUUCAGCGGUGCUUCCGGCGCAUGGGCAAGAGUCUAUUUCUACCUCUACCACCCUCCAAAACCCGCGAUUAUGGGGCCCGCCUCCAAGUCAAUCUCCAAAUUUAUACCUUGCUAUGACCACAGUCAUUCACGGCGGUAAGGUUGUGGAUACAUACGAGACGCAGUUUGGAAUUCGUACGCUCACCUUCGGUGGUGCUGAGUUCAGGAUCAACGGAGAACGUCUGCGCUUCCAGGGCGUAAACCAACACCACGAUCUAGGCGCCUUGGGAGCCGCUUAUAAUCAUAAAGCUGCCGAAAGGCAAUUACACCUUCUUCGAGAAGCUGGUGUUAAUGCAAUCAGAAUGGCACAUAACCCUCCAGCGCCCGAACUGCUACAACUCACAGACCGCUUAGGCUUCAUGGUGAUAGAUGAAAUCUUUGAUGUGUGGAACUACGAUAAAAAUAUUGCCGAUUUCAGCUUAAUAUUUACCGAUUGGCACGAACCUGAUGUCAAGACUUUUGUUCGAAGAGAUCGAAACCAUGCUUCAAUUAUCAUGUGGAGCAUUGGCAACGAAGUCGGAGAACAAGGAGGCUCAAGUGGUUUCGAUAUUGCAACAGAGCUAUCGAGAAUCCUGCAUGAAGAGGACGCCUCUCGGCCAAUCAUGGCCUCUUUAAACUCCGCUACUGCAUCCCACAAGUUCCCCGAAGCCCUCGACGUGCUUGGUCUGAAUUAUAUUGGCGAGGGCAUGGAAUAUCCAGGUUACUCCGUCUUGCCCGAACCCCGACGCCAGCCAUUGUAUGAGUCCUUCCAUGAAGCUUUCCCGGAUAAACUUCUCUUUGGUAGCGAGUUCGCCUGGUCGCUCAGCAGCCGUUCUUCGUUCAUUUUCCCCGUUACUCAGUAUGACGGAGCACCGGUUCUAGACCACUCUGGUGGAGACGUGGACACGCUGGAAAUUUCCGGCUAUGAACUAUAUUCUUCAAAUUGGAGUGUUUCCCACGACAUCGUCUUUAAAGUCCAAGAUCAACUACCCUACCUUGCUGGCGGCUUCUUAUGGUCCGGGUGGGACUAUCUAGGAGAGCCAUAUCCUUGGCCUCAGGCCAGAAGUGCGUACUCGGGCAUGAUUGAUCUUGCAGGCUUCAAGAAAGAGCGCUUCUGGUUAUAUCAAUCCCGCUGGAACCCUACAGUGAGGAUGGCUCAUAUCCUUCCUCAUUGGACUUGGCCCGGUCGUGAAGGUGAGAUAACCCCAGUGCAUGUUUUCACUUCAGCGGACGAAGCCGAACUCUUUGUGAAUGGCAAAUCCCAGGGAAAGUUAGGACAGAGAGAGUUGGAGUACCGUUUCCGUUGGGAUAAUGUCACAUAUGAGCCUGGCGAGCUACAUGUAAUAACUUACAAGGACGGCGAGUUCUGGGCGAAUGAGACGGUUUCGACAACAUCUGAUGGUGCUAAGCUUAAUCUCACUCCAGAAUUUGAGAAGAUCGAUGCCAAUGGGGAGGAUCUUACCUGGAUUACAGUCAGUGUCCUUGAUGAGCAAGGUAGGGAGGUACCCGAGGCGGAUGACACCGUCACUUUCUCGCUUUCAGGUCCUGGUGAAAUUAUCGCGACAGAUAAUGGAUUCCAGGCCGAUUUCGUGGAGUUUCCUUCCCGCGAACGAAAGUUGUUCAAUGGACUUGCUCUUGCGAUUGUUCGAGCAUAUUCACCUGGCAAGAUCGUGGUCACUGCAGAGGCAAAGGGCCUUGAAAGAGCAGAGGUCGUGAUUGAGGCUCUAUGA
Messenger RNA from Clonostachys rhizophaga, 2691 nucleotides. The record is from the annotation of a GenBank genome assembly. Lineage: Eukaryota; Fungi; Ascomycota; Sordariomycetes; Hypocreales; Bionectriaceae.